GAUGGCGAUUUUCGCGAGAGAUGAGUGUUGAUGAUGAGUAAAACGGGUGCAGUUAUGCUGUGAAACCAUUUGGAUUAGGUCGAAAUUAAUUGUGUUUAAAACGUGCGUGUUCAAGGCCCCAUUGUUGUUGAGUGGAAUUCUGUAUUUCAGCCUUCUGUGUACUCAGUUUAUAGUGUCCUCAACAUGAGCUCAACUGACGGGCCUUUCAUUCCCAUGGUGUCCUCAUCCCCUCCACCGAUGGAUGAUGGUGGUUUUGAUGAGGAUGACGAUGACUUUGGAUCAUUCUCCCAAUACGGAUCUGAUUUAGUUGGUUCACCUCCUGGUCUCAAACAUUACAAAGCCACAAAGAAUGAAAUAAACUUUAAACCAGUGAAAGAAGACUUUGAGAUUACUAAUAAUCAAAAUGGCAGUGAUUUUCGUUCUUUUACAAAAGACAGAAGUAAUGUGGACGAUGAUUUUGGUGACUUUGCUGAUGCCUCAAAUGGAAACAGUUUUCCAAGCGAAAAUACACUACAGCCACUGACAAAUGGAAACUCAACCCACUCAGAAGAUUGGCAGAGCAAUGGUAACCAAGAACAAUCAAUAGAUUCUUCAACAGAUGUUAAAAAACAAACUUUAGAUUUAUUUUCAGAAUUUCACAGCUCAAAUGCCAAUGAUAGCAAAGAUACACUUUCGAAAGAUAGUACAUCAAUAUCAAGUAUGGAUGAUGACUUCUCCGACUUUAGUGCCUUCACAUCCGGUGCAAAUCCAGGUCAUAUUCCCGAUGAAGAGAAAGACACUUCCAACAGGAAUGAUAAACAGUCUAGUACUGCAGAAUGUCAUAAUUCCUAUCAAACUAAAGAUAAUAUUGAUGGUGAUACGAACUUAAAAGUCAACUCUGAUACGAAAAGUGCAAUGACCCUAGAGAGAGAUAUAACUGAUCCAAAUUCUAAUGCAUUCCAAAAACAAAAUACCUUGAGCAAACAUGAGGAAAUCACCAACGAUGAUGAUUUUGGUGACAUGGACUCUAAAAGGAAUGAUGAGAUUAGUCUUCAAGAAAGUUCUAAUAUUGGUGGAUUUGCAGAGUUUGGAAACUUUCAAGGAAAAUCAAUAGAUAUAAAGAGUGAUCUUAAAACAAGUGAAGAUUCAGGAAAAAAGAACUAUGAAUCAAGUGCGGAUAAUCAAGCUAAAGUUGAUACAGCUAAACUAGAUUUCCAGGAUGAUUUUGCAAGUUUUUCCUCUUUUAGUAAACCCAAUAAAAAGGGUUUUUCUAAUGAUUUUGUCUCAGAAAACAAAGAAAUUGUAGAAGAAAAUGCUUUUACUGGUAACAAUGAUAACAAUUUUGGUGCACAUGAGUUGAAACCAUCAUCAGAUGACUUAGGUAACUUUGAAUCAAAACCAGUAUCAUCAGGAAAUUGUGAGUCGAACACAACAGAAUUGGAUGAUUUUGGAAACUUUGAAUCAAAAACAACUACAAGAUCAAAUGAUUUUGGAAAUUUUGAGUCAAAACCAGUAAUAACAUCUGAAAAUUGUGAGUCGAAAACAACAGAAUUGGAUGAUUUUGGAAACUUUGAAUCAAAAACAAUAUCAUCAGAUGAUUUCGGAAACUAUGAGUCUAAAUCAACAUCAUCAGAUGAUUUUGGCAAAUUCACAGAUUUUAGCAAUCAGAAAAAAAGUAGUGAGGCUAAGAAAGAAGCUGAUACAUCAUUCCAACAGAUGAAAAGUGAUAAAUUUGCUGAUUUUGGAAAUUUUGAGUCAAAAAAUGUUGAAGAUGAUUUUGGAGAAUUUGGAACAUUUCAAGAAUCAACCACCUCGCAAUCUGGUGCUCAGAACGAUGAUGAUGAUUUUGGCAGUUUCUCAAGUAACAAUACCACUUCAGACGAUUUUUGCAAAUUUAGCACUGCUCCUAGUAAACCAUCUGCAACAAUACCGAAGGUCACGGGUAGCAAGUUGGACCAGGUUUUCCGAGUGUGUUUUCCAAGUAACUGCGACAGCAUUGAGACAGAAAAUACAAUUAAUACCCUACUAGAUGUUAUCAAAGAAGAAACUAAAGAAAGCGAGCGGAAGAAGAAUACUAAUGGGUCGACAGCUAUAAAUAUCUGGGAUAAGUUACAGAAUAUGGAGAAGACUAAUGCAUUAGCAUAUCAGUGGGCAGACUCUAGCAACAACAAGCAACUGCUUACAGCUUUGGCCAUAGACACUAGAAAUAUUCUGUCUUCCAAGAAGAGGCCAACUCCUAUCUUUGCCUCAGACCUCGGCCUCUUGAUUCCCAGCAAAGCAGGCGAGAAGGUAGAGAAGCAACAGGAGCCUAGCCCAGAGGAAACACUCAUUUCAACCAGUAUAUCUGCUGUUAUUCCUGAUGAGGAAUCUUCUACGAAGAUUGAGUUUGAUUGGUCUGGAAGUGGUUUAACUAACCCUUUAGAUGCAAACAGCUUAAACUUGGAUUUCUUUGUCGUAGAGACAAAGUCCUCGUUGAAAAACAAGUGGUCGGCAGGUGGUUUAGAUAGCGAGUUUCUAGGCCUGGAGAUGUCAUCACCAUUAGCGCCACCUCCAGGAGGAAGCAGUACCAAGCCUCUAGACAGCAUCCUGAAAAACAUGCAGACUUCGAUGGUAACCCAACCUAAGAAAGAUGAGAAUUUAAGUCAGGAGGCAAACAACGUACUUAGUAAUUUACCGCAGCUUUCGUUCAUGCAUGCCAAAGUACUGAUGUUCCCAAUGAAUCCAGUCCCCAAGAACUCCACGCUUUGAUAGGCAUGUUAUAAUUCCUAUUAUUGCAUUCAUGUUUUUAUCUAUUCAAAAACCUGAUAUGAGCUCUGCACUUCCAAAUAGAUUAUAAGCACAAAGUACUUAGAAGAUACACUAGCCUACAUUUCCAUAGUGUUCAUUCCUUAUUUACUUACAGUAGUUGAUGCGAAGAAAGCAUUGACAUCACAAAAACUGAUGUCAGACCAGCUCUCUGACAAUGAUGGCAUACUGUACAUCUGUUACUGAUGUCCAUUAGUAGGACUUCUAGCUCUGCUGGUGAGAGGUUGAUGGUACACCAGCUUAGCUACUGUUUUAUUGAUGGCAUACCUCUUGAUGAUGAGGUAUCAGAAUUUCUGCUCCUGGCUCAGCUGUUAAAGGAACUCUUGCACAUCUCUUACCAAUAUUGACCACAUGAUCUUUCUGGCUCAGUUGGUGAUGCCUUUGUUGGCAGUAUCAAUGCUAAAACUCUAUAAAUAGCAUGGUGAAACUCUUUACCAAUGUCUGCUAGUAGGGAAAAGUUUACCAGCUCAGCUUCGAUGGCCCGAAGUCCAGCUGAUGCCAACUUUAAUGGCUCCAUUUAAUUAUUUUUUUUUUAGCAUUUAGCUGUAUUGCAUUGCGGUUUCAGACCAUUGAUAAAAGGCAACAACAUGUGGAAGUGAGAAAAAAAAUCUGGGCAAUUUUACAUUUUGCAUCAUUUUCACCAAAAAAAAAAAAAAAAAAA
Molecule: messenger RNA, 3445 nt
Organism: Anneissia japonica
Lineage: Eukaryota; Metazoa; Echinodermata; Crinoidea; Comatulida; Comatulidae
Product: aftiphilin-like
Exons: 9
Coding region: 184-2727 (847 amino acids)
Biological process (GO): intracellular transport
Cellular component (GO): trans-Golgi network membrane; AP-1 adaptor complex
Molecular function (GO): clathrin binding
Source: RefSeq, a predicted model, not a curated record